Messenger RNA from Trematomus bernacchii (emerald rockcod), 6295 nucleotides. RefSeq names its product coiled-coil and C2 domain containing 1A (gene cc2d1a). Gene Ontology annotation, cellular component: nucleus. The coding region runs from base 220 to 3216 and encodes 998 amino acids. Gene Ontology annotation, biological process: regulation of transcription by RNA polymerase II. Lineage: Eukaryota; Metazoa; Chordata; Actinopteri; Perciformes; Nototheniidae. Gene Ontology annotation, molecular function: DNA-binding transcription repressor activity, RNA polymerase II-specific; RNA polymerase II cis-regulatory region sequence-specific DNA binding. The transcript has 28 exons. The record is from RefSeq and is a predicted model, not a curated record.
CGUUUCCAUGGGAGACGCAAUGUAGGAAGUCAAUUCCAGAGCUCACCGUUCUUGUUUUGACAGCUCAAGCCUAACGUAAAAUUACACCUGCCUGCUUUUAUAUGCUCUCUUGUCUUUUCUCCUGUCGUUUCUGAGCAGUUUUCGAUUUAAAUAACCGACCCGACUGGCUGUAAACAUUCACACCACGGUCCGUGAAACUGCCAAGAUAGUAACAGUCCAAUGAGUCGCAGUCGAAACCCCCCUCCCCGGGGUCAAGGGGCAGCACGAGCCAAACAGAUGGGGCUGCUCCUUGACCUGUCCCCGGACGGAGGGAUGGAUGAUGACGGAAAUGAUGAAGAUCUGGAGGCAGAACUGCUGAAACUGGUGGGAGGAGGUGGAGGGAGAACGCAAGGGAAGAAAGGUGAUGGCAAAGCUCCUGUUCCCAUGGCAGAUAUAGAGCGAAUGGCAGCUCUGUGUAUGAAAGACCUGGAAGAUGAUGACAUGGAUGGUGAAGAUUUGGAUGAUGAUGAAGACCUGCUGGCAGAACUGAAUGAGGUUUUAGAGGAUGAUGAGGAUCACACUCCUGCUCCGACCCCUCCUGCCGUCACACCGACCGCUCCCAAAGCAGGCGUCACAUCCCGCCCUUCUCCUCCUGCUGCUCCCAGCGGUGCAACUGGGUUGGAGUCUCAUCUAUUGGAGCGCAUUGAUAUGUAUAAGACAGCCAUUUCGAAUGGAAAGGCUGCAGGGGAGACAAGCAAAGUUCGAAGAUAUGACCGAGGUUUGAAGACAUUGCAGUCCAUGUUGACAUCUUUCAAGAAAGGAAAGCCUGUCAAUGAGGAGGAGAUCCCGCCUCCAGUUGCUCUCGGCGGAAAGACCAACAUCCCAGCAGAGUCUGAAUCCAUCAAAGAACGAGAGCUGCCGGAGCUCGCCCUGAUACCCUCUCCUCCCACCAAUCAGAACCCUCUGAGGGAGGCGCCUCCUGCAGCUCCUAAUGCGAAACCUCUGCAUCUGACUGUGCCACAAAAGCCUAAUGCUGCCAUCACCCCGGGAACACCUGCCAUCUCUCCCCUCACCCCCUGCCAGCCCAACGCACAGCACUCAGAGCUGAAACAGGCAGUGCUGUCACGACAGAGGGAGUAUAAGAUUGCUGCCAUACACGCCAAACAGGGCGGAGACAUAGACCUGGCCAAACAGCACUACCAUAUUGCCAGGAAGAUGGACGUGCUGGUGGAGGCUCUGGACCGAGGUGAACCAGUUGACCUGAGCUCUCUACCGCCCCCCCCUGAAGACGUAGUGGCAGCCCAAAGUGCACCUCCUCCUCCUCAAUCUUCCUCUAAACCCGCUGCCCCCGCUGCCCCCGCUGCACCUGCUCCACCUGCUCCCACCCAGGUGGCCACUGCCGAUCUCCCUGCUCCCAGAAGUCUGGGGGAAGCCCUGCAGCAGAGGAUGGACAUUUACAAGUCAGCAGCAGAGGGAGCCAAGAGCAAAGGAGACGAUCGCAAGGCUCGCAUGCACCAGCGCAUCGUCAAGCAAUACCAGGAUGCCAUCAAAGCUCACAAAGCUGGACGUCCUGUCAGCUUGUCUGAUCUUCCUGUGCCACCAGGCUGUCCGCCACUUCAGGGCUCAGAGGGGAGUCAGCAGAACUUCAUGGGUGUCCUGGAAACGGCUAUGAGGAUAGCUAAUCAGGACACAGACGCUGAAGAUGAAGAAGAGGAUGGAAGAGAGGCUGCCAAGCCUCCACCUGUACAGAAAGCAAAGUCUCCAGCCCCUCAGACCCCUGGAGGAGGCUCCUCGGCUCUAAAACUGGGAACUAAAGCCCAGCAGCAAGUGGAUUUCCUGUUGCUACGGCGACAGGCUUUUAUGCGUGCAGCUCUGCGCUCCAAACAGAUGAAGGACAUGACGGGAGCAGCGCAGCACCUCCGACAUGCCAAGGGACUGGACCCCAUGAUCACUGCUGCCAAAUCAGGCCUGCCCGUCGAUAUCACCAAGAUUCCCAGUGCUCCAGUCAGCGAGGAUGACUACUCUCUGGCUCGCUCCCGCACCUCCCCUCUCUCCCCCCGCUCCAGUGAGCAGUACCAGGGCCUCAUGGAACUUUUAAAGAAGCAGCAUGAGAAAUGUCUGGGAUACUCUCAGCAGCUCAUACUGCUGGGCAAUGUGGCCGAAGCUCUGAAGUUUGAGAAGCUGGUUGAGGAGUGUAUGAAGAACAUUGAGAUAUUGAAGAACGCCCACGCCAAGGGCCAGCCAGUCCCCAAGUGCCGCACAGAGGAGAGGACCUUGAACACUGUCAAGAUCCACUCCAACCUGACACUCAAUGACCUGAUACUGUACAUCAACAAAGGCAUCAACCUCCCCGCUCCCUCAGGUGUCUCAGCCAGCGAUCUGGAUGCCAGUGUGAAGUUUGAGUUUCCUUUUCCAAGUGCCGAGGAGGCUCAGAGGGACAAAACGGGCACAGUAAAAAGCACCAGCAGCCCGGAGUUUAAAGAGACUUUCAAACUCAACAUCAACCGCACUCACCGAGGCUUCAAACGAGUCGUCCAGUCCAAAGGAAUCAAGUUUGAAAUCGUCCACAAGGGGGGCCUGUUUAAGACGGACAAAGUUAUAGGCACUGCUCAUCUGAAGUUAGAGACUCUAGAAAACCACUGUGACCUUAGAGAGAUUAUAGAGGUGAUGGAUGGACGUAAAGCUACAGGUGGCAAGUUGGAGGUGAGGGUGAAGAUCAGGGAGCCUUUAUCAGGAGUGGAUCUGCAGCCGGUGACGGAGAAGUGGCUGGUUCUCGAUCCUGUGUCCUCCCUUUCUCCUCCAGAGAGACAAAAGGAGCGGGCUCCAUCUCCUCGCUCUAAACCCAGACAUGAAGCGAGCAGCAGGAGCAGUCAGCCCAACAACUCUCCGCCGCAGUACAAACUCCACAGCUUCAGCAUCCUCAGCUACGACAGGGAGCGGCUGGAGAGAAAGGUUGGAGAGUACCGGAAGGCGCAACGGGAUCCCCCAGCCGACCUCGUCCAUCAACACAAGGAGCUCACACACAGACUGCAGUGGCAGAAAGCCCAGCUGGAGCGAGGCUCUUCUUCUCUACUCACAGACUAUGAAAAUGUGCUGCGACGCUCAGUCCAAGGAUAUGCUGAGUCUGUGAAGAAAUACUCCAGCCAAGGCAACAGGGACGCUGCCAAGGACGCACUUGGCCGGCUGAAGAUGGUCGAGAAUGAGCUGGAAUCCCUGAAAAGGAAACGCACAGGAUGAGAGGAGAGUGAGGGAGUGGAGGCUGGAGUACUGUUAUUUCAUCCCUCUCAUUCACACUCGUAUACAAACACUACAGCGAGUACUACAGCACCUUUAGCAUGAUUCUAUGCUGCUCAUGUCCUUGACAACCGCAUGAACCAACCGGAAAAAUUAAUCAUAUAACUUGUGUCACUUGUGGUUAGACGCCUGCAACGGAAAUUAAAAACUAAUCUGUACCUACAAAGGGACACAGAAAUUACAGCAAGCAUUAAAACGUGUUAACAGUUAAGGGAAAGGAGGAUUAUUUGCACUUAAAUACUAAAGAAAGCUCCUUGUAAAGCACGGCUUUACAGACAUUACCUGUGCCCUGUUAAUUGUUUCUUUUUUAAAUCUCAUUUUUCUGUAAAUUGUCAAUGAAGAGAUCUGUCAUAGGAUUUUUAGAUUUGGCAGCAGCCCCAGAGAGUAUGUUGGUGUCCGCAGAAGACCAAAAAAUAUGUGUGUAUGUGUGUGUGCUCUAACGUGUGUUUAACCAACAAACUGAGGUGUUCUUAACCCCUUUUCCCAUAUUUUAUGUGUGUAAUGAGCUUAAUCUAAUCUGUCUGCUCCAGUGUUCCCAGAUUACAGUAAUCUGCUCCGUUUGGAGUGGUGUGAUAUGGGAAUAAAAAAAACGGGGCUUCGGGGCGCCGCAGCCUACAUCCCAUAAUGAGGGAUUAGUGUUUGUGUCACCAAGGAGACGAAUAGAUCAGACGUAGAGUCGCCUUUAGGGCUGGGGAGAGGGGGGUGUUAGCAACGCACCAUGAAUGUAGUGAAAGCUGCAAAAGCUUCUUCUUCUGCUUUUUUAUCAGCCGUUUCUUCUUCACUGUCUUCACACAAAUUCCUUGGCAUUUAUUCAAAGAUUAUUUAGAGUCGCAAGUAAUAGCCCGCUCCAUUUGGAUUUUAUUCAAACUGUUAAACAAUAUUAAGCCCAUUAUGCCACCUAUUAGAAAAUAAUUAACAGCUGCUGCGUCAGUGUGUUGCUAUUUUCCACCAUUUUCUUUUUUGGCAUAUGCAGUUUGCUAAACAAGAUUUGUCCCACUGAGCUCUAAAGUGGCAGCACAGUGGAUGGUGAAUAGUCUGCAUACAGGAAUACAAUCCAAUAAGUGUCGGUGAGGCUGGGUUAUUGCUCAUUUCUAUUUCUGUUGCCCCAAAGACAUCCCUGUCAUAGGCAUCCUUGUCAUUCCUUUCCACUUUACCCUAAUUGGUACCGUGAAGUCAAGAUUCAGACGAACCCUGUAAAACUUAAUGAGAUGUGUGAUAAUUGCAGACACCUGGAAAUUAAUAAUUUUGCCACAACAACACCAGAUGUCAAAAUAUCUCUGCCAUGAAAAAGACAGAUGUUUCCUCCGUGUGUUUGACAACUUGCUAACUGUUGAUCCACGCUGAGCGCAUGCAGCCAGGAUGUAGCGGACUAUUUAAAUGAGCCUUACUGUAUGUUUUUAUUUGACUCUUCAUAGUGGAUAUCUGUAAACUCCACUAAUAGUUUUUCGGUCAAGUGACACCGCAGGAAUCAUGUGUUUACUGUAAUCCACCCACUGCCUCACCCCAUUAGCAAAUAAUCCUGGUCAAAGUUGACCUGAUAGGCCUCCAUAGUCUCUGUUGAUUUUUAUGUAAAACCCCAUCCCCCACGUUUUAUUUUAAUCUAUCAGGAGAGGAUAUCUUCUGAAGCUUUGUAAAUGCUUCGUUAUGCUUUUGAUCAGAGUUUAUUAGACGGACGGGGCAGUGGGAGGACAGUUGACUGCCUAAAGUCACAUGAUGGCAUUUAGUUUAAUAUGGACGUGGCUCUUAAAGCACGAUAGCAGUGUGGCUGCAACUUUUAUCAAAAUACUUUAUGCAGCACAGUUUCAGAGUUGAUAUAUUUUUCCAAGAGUCAGGCAUGUGUUUCCAUUUAUUUCAGUGCAGUACGAAAAUCAGUUAGCGUUAAUGGAAAUGAAUGGCUUUCUGAAACUGAAUAAUUAAAUUGCCAAACAAGUGAGAGUGCCUCUUACAAUGUUCUAAAACCCAAGGCUUCAAAUGUCUUGUUAUGUCAGAAUGAAACGAAAGACAGAUAUUACAUUUACUUUCACAUAAGACAAAAAAACUAUAUAUAUUAUCAGCAUAUAGAGUUUUUUGACUUGAAGUAUGACUUAAACGAUAACAAAUAUUGGAAUAAUUAACCAUCAAACUGUUUUAGACAGCAAAAGUAUUUAACACUUCUUAAACACAGCAACAUGUUUUUUUCUCUUAUAAUGAGCUGUGAUGUAAUUAUCUGUGGCUUGUAGUAAAUGGGCUAACAACCAGCAAUUUGGUCCUGCAACAGAAUUUUCUUUGGCAAUUAACAUAGUCAAGUAAAGCUAAAUGUGACCCGUAUCUCUGAUAUAAACCCCAGUUUGUAACUAUUUGCAUGUUUUAACGCCUUAACAGAAACUGCAGCUGAGCAGCAGCCCUUUCUUUCACUCUAAAACCUUUAACCCCAUGUCACCUCAAACACACACACACACACCUGCCACAUCAACCCACCCCACUCCAGUAACCUCAUGGCCUCUGAGGCUGGGUCUGUUGUCAGGGCAACAUGCACAUCAGCAUUCAGUGUGGUAGUUGGAUGUUCAGGACCCUUGCAGAGGGACAUUAUUGUUAAAGUUUGUCCUGCUGGUGACUCACACUCAUACCCCACACACUCCUUAUUUGUUGUGUUGGUUUGUUUGCUUUCUUCUCUGUUUGAUCCUACUCUGUGAUGCGGAUGCACUCCCGUUAAGAAAAGAAGAAAGUUUGGUGUCAUUUUCUGUUAAUAUUUCUGUCCUGAUUUGCUGCAGUAAAUGUAAUUAUCUGAGCUUGGGAAAAAUAUAUUCUUGAACUUAUUACCUUUUUUUUUAUCUGUUAAAUCAUGUAAGGGCAAUCAAUAUAAAUGUAAUAUUUGUAUACAGUAAAUAUACAGCAUAUUAUGCUCUGUCUCUAUUUUUACUUGUAAGUCUAGAUAGAAGAUGUGUGCAGAUUAAACGGGGGAAUGUAUGAAAGCCUGAUUAUUAAGGUUUUAUUAUCUUCUGAAUGAGGUUGGUGUUAACAUGAAUAAAAUGGUUAUACAGCA